Messenger RNA from Oncorhynchus kisutch (coho salmon), 6030 nucleotides. Its product is annotated as gremlin-2-like. Gene Ontology annotation, molecular function: BMP binding; receptor ligand activity. The record is from RefSeq and is a predicted model, not a curated record. Gene Ontology annotation, biological process: animal organ morphogenesis. The transcript has 2 exons. NCBI's taxonomy places the organism in Eukaryota, Metazoa, Chordata, Actinopteri, Salmoniformes, Salmonidae. The coding region runs from base 1486 to 2040 and encodes 184 amino acids.
UGCUGAGGGGACAGACUGUCAUCUGCAGUUUUAGUUGUUACAGCUAGAUGGUGGUAGAUUUAACAGAGCAGUAGCUCGUUUUCUAUUAUUUUACUGUAACUUAAGGGAAUAUGUUUUAUGUUUACAACAAAUUAUGCUUUGCUUGAUUUUAUUCAAAUGUGUUAUUUGUCAAAAAAUUUAGACAUUUCCUAUACUGUACAAAAAGUAAGGCUUAAUUCUAAUACAAUAUUCAAAGUUUCACAAACCAUAACCUUUAGGUCACUCAGUAUAUUUUAGGCCACUCAGUAUAUUUAACCAAUGAGAAACCAUGACUAAACACAUUAGUCAAAGUAUGGACAAAGACUGAGGCCUGAAUUCUGCUGCUGUAGUGUCGUGCCAUUCUCUACUGGUAUGAUGAAAUGAUGAAAUAGUUAUUGUUUGGCGAGUCUAACGCUUUUUUUUUUGGUAGACGUUUCAGAUCUUUGAUGGUGAAUGACAGACAGUGUUUUUUGUCUUAGUUCCAGUGGUCAGAAAUCAGAACCACACACAUAAUUGUCUUACUUCUGUAUGCCUAAACCAAAGGAAUGGGAAUGUCAAUUUCAAAGGGUCCAGUCGACGUAUGGAGUAUGGAGUUGACGCAGGAGUAAGACUGAUUUAUGGAUUAUGUGAUUUCACACACCCAAAGAGACCUCUGUAUUGAAGACUUUCCAGUGGCACUGGAACACCCCUAAUCAUUGAACCCACCUCAUGUUCAGGUGAGAAGAAAGGUGGAUAGAUGGAAAGAGAGAGAGAGAGAGAGAUGAGUAUGAAAGUGAGCUAGAGACGAAGGGUAAGCCAGGGAGGAAAUUGCGUGAAGGGGAAAUGGGAGAGCAAGAGGGAUUUGGGGUAUCAGACUAAGAGAGGGAGUAAUAGAGGGAAGAAGGGAACCGGGAGGGAGAGAGCAAAAGACUGACGGGAUUUCAAGACUGGAGAGUCAGCAGUGAGUAUGUUUGUGGAAGGAGGAGGGGGGAUAAGUAUUGAGAAAAAGAGGUAGGGAAGGGAGAGAGGUGAGGCUUGGUUUGAUUCAUGUUGUGAUCAGAGCCAAUAGAAAGCCCCCGUCUAUGUCUAGGAGGAAGCAGAAGUGAGAGUCCAAACCCAGCAGGAGACAUACAGAGACGCACAGACCUACAGACACAGAACUAGGAUACACAGACAUAGAAACCCAUUGGCAUGGAAAGAAAGAUUACAGAGAAAGGUUAAGAGAUAAUUACAUGUAUUAUUAGAUCAUAUAUAUUUGAGAUGGAUAUGAGAUAGACAUGGAUUAUUAAUAAACUCAAAAAUACAGACUCAGUGGAGAGAAACAGGACCACAGACCUUGGGACACGCAACUGACAAUCCACCUCAGUAACCACUGCUGUUCCCAUGGAAACCAAUACCAGGAUUCACUCUCCAGGACUGGUAAGGGUGGACAGCUACCCCUAACGGAGACAGGAUCACCCCACUGUCCCGGGACACUGUGGCAAGAGAAUGUUUUGGAGAAUCACUAUUCCAGUCCUACUGGCUGGGGUACUCUGUGUAGCCACAGAAACAAGGAAGCCCCGUCCCCAAGGCUCCAUCCCCUCACCUUUCAAGACCAAAGGCAACCUGUCAGAUCGUCAGCGCCUGUUGCCGCGGAAACCCGAAGUCCUUUCGUCAAGUCGGGAGGCCCUGGUGGUCACCGAGCGCCGGUACCUCCGACGUGACUGGUGCAAGACGCAACCCCUCCGCCAGACGGUGAGCGAGGAGGGCUGCCGAAGUCGUACGGUGGUCAACCGCUUCUGCUACGGCCAGUGUAACUCCUUCUACAUCCCCCACCUCAUGGGCCCCAGCUCAAAUAGAGGCCCAGGGUCCAGCCGGAAAAACCACAACAAGGUCCAGGAGCCCUUCCAGUCCUGUUCCUUCUGCAGGCCACACCGCUUUACCCAGCUCACUGUUCAGCUGGACUGUCCGGGCCUGCAACCUACCUUUCGCCAUCGCAAGGUACAGCGUGUCAAACAGUGUCGCUGUAUGUCGGUGGACGUGACUGGCAACGGGAAACUGUGAGGAGUUCUUUGGAACCAUACCAUGACAGUCACCAUGGAUACUAAUGUGACAGUGAAAGUGAACAUUAACAUGAACAUGAAUAGCGUAGAUAUGACAGGGGACAUGCUAGUACUUCUCCCUUAUAUUGGGUUAUUCUGCAUAAUCACUUUGAUUGGUCACACAAAAUGAACCUGACAGGUACUGAUAGUACAGAGUGACCCAGCUAUAAGACCUUUGACUAUAUGGACAGCUAUGGUGAAAACUACAAUGUGCAGACAUAAAUGGAUGGAUGCAUAGCACAACACCAACUGAAGCACAGACAUGUUUCAGUUCAACACAGUCAAUCAUAUGAAACAACUGGGUCCUUCAACUCUCUAUAAGCUCAUACAGGUUGUGAUAUUACCUUACCUAGGGCCAUGGACUGAUGGCCCCUUUCAUCUGGCUGUUGGCUCUAGAAGGAACAUACAUAUAAAACCACAAACAUAAACAAGUUCUAGACUGAAAGUGGAGCUCUUAAGCUGGCUGUGUCAUGUUUUACUGGGUUUUACCUGGGGGAACUCUCCGGCCAAUAAGGCUACGGACUGAGAGAAAGCCCCCAUAGCCUGUCUAAGUUUCUGCCUUUGGAUUCAAGAGCCGCCUGUGAAAUAAUUCUGACAAACAUCAAGCUAACCAGUAAAGAAAUUAUAUUAUUAUAUUAUGUAUAACUGUGGUACUAUAUAAGUAUAUGUCAAAAGAUAAGACACUAUAAAUAUAUAUACAAUCUAUUUCAUGUGAAACAUCUGUGUGGUCUGAAUGCAAACAAUGUUGUGGCAUUGAAGGAUAUGGUUGACUAACAAUGGUUGAUAAGAAUAGGCUCAACAACUUUACAUUUUAUUUUUCAUUUUCAUUUAUUUAACUAGGCAAUUCAGUUAAGAACAAAUUCUUAUUUACCAGAAGGCAAAAGGCCUCCUUUUGCGGGGGCUGGGGUUAAAAAUGUAAUACAAAUAUAGGACAAAACACACAUCACGACAAGAGAGACACCACAACACUACAUGAAGAGAGACCUAAUACAACAACAUAGCAUGGCAGCAACCCAUGAAAACACAAGAUGACAACAACAUGGCAGCAGCACAACAUGGUAGAAGCACAAAACAUGGUACAAACAUUAUUGAGCACAGACAACAGCACAAAGGGAAAGAAGGUAGAGACAGCAAUACAUCACGCCAAGCAGUAAGCGUGUCCAUGAUUGAGUCUUUGAAUGACGAGAUGGAGAUAAAAACGGUCCAGUUUGAGUGUUUUUUUGCAGCUCGUUCCAGGCGCUAGCUGCAGCGAAUUGAAAAGAAGAGCAACUCAGGGAUGUGUGUGCUUUGGUGGACCAAAGAAAGAAUGUGACUGGCAGAAUGGGUGUUGUAUGUGGAGGAUGAAGGCUGCAGUAGGUAUCUCAGAUAGGGAGGAGUGAGGCCUAAGAGGGUUUUAGAAAUAAGCAUCAACCAGUGGGGCUUGCGACAGGUAUACAGAGACGACCAGUUUACAGAGGAGUAUAGAGUGCAGUGAUGUGUCCUAUAAGGAGAGUGGCAAAUCUGUUGGCUGACUGGUAAAGAACAUCUAGCUGCUCGAGAGCACCCUUACCUGCCGAUCUAUAAAUUAUGUCUCCGUAAUCUAGUAUGGGUAGGAUGGUCAUCUGAUUCAGGGUUAGAUUGGCAGCUAUGGUGAAAGAGGAGCGAUUACGAUAGAGGAAACCAAGUCUAGAUUUAACCUCAGCCUGCAGCUUUGAUAUGUGCUGAGAGAAGAUCAGUGUACUGUCUAGCCAUACUCCCAAGUACUUGUAUGAAGUGACUACCUCAAGCUCUAAACCUUCACAGGUAGUAAUCACACCGGUGGGAAGAGGGGCAUUCUUCUUACCAAACCACAUGACCCUCAUUUUGGAGGUGUUCAGAACAAGACUAAGGGCAGAGAAAGCUUAAAAAGAAACUGAAUGUAGCAAAGCACAUGCAUAAUUCUAGAGGAAAACCUGGUUCAGUCUGCUUUCCACCAGAUACUGGGAGAUGAAUUCACCUUUCAGCAGGACAAUAACCUAAAACACAAGGCCAACUCUACACUGGAGUUGCUUACCAAGAAGACAGUGAAUCUUUCUGAGUGGCCGAGUUUCAGUAUUGACUUAAAUCUGCUUGAUAAUCUAUGUCAAGAUCUGAAAAUGGUUGUCUAGCAAUAAUCAACAACCAAUUUGACAAAGCUUGAAGAAUUAAACAAAUUAUAAUGGGCAAAUGUUGUACAAUCCAGGUAUGGAAAACUCUUGGAAACUUACCCAAAAAGACACACAGCUGUAAUCACUGCCAAAGGUGUAUUGACUCAGGGGGGUGAAUACUUAUCUAAUAAAGAUAUUAGUGUUUUAUUUUUCAUUCAUCUUUUACAAAUGUUCAAAGCAAAAAGCCACUUUGACAUUACAGAGUAUUUUGUGUAGAUCAUUGACAAAAACACGGCAGUGAAAUCCAUUUGAAUCCCAUUCUGUAACACAACAAAAUGUAGAAAAAGUGAUGCUCUGUAGCUAAUCAAACAAAGAGAGGAUGAUGAGAAGUCCUGAUGACUAAAUACCUUAGCUGCUAAGCUCAAGUCACGGUUCAUUUCAUGAUUUAUUGCAUAAACCACAACUGUACAUCACGUAUCAUUCUUGAACUAUGGUGUAUGAUAAACUGAUGAUUGUCACAAUGCAGGUUUUUACUGAGCAGGACUGGUUUCCAUACAGGUUGUAUUGACAGAGUAAUUUAGUUGAAUUUCAUUGGCUCAUUUGUCUUUAACUAGGCACUUGCUAUCCGGUAGGCAAAUAUUUAUAUAGGCCCACUUUUGUGCUCCUCUUUAUACUUGAAGGCAUUGCAGAGAUUGAUAUAAAUAGCUUGUUUUCUCUGUAAAACAUGAUUGUCUUAACUGGUGUCUUAUCUAUAGCUACAGGGGACAGGCUGAUACCACAACACAUGUCUCACUGUAAAACAUGAUUGUCUUAACUGGUGUCUUAUCUAUAGCUACAGGGGACAGGCUGAUACCACAACACAUGUCUCACUGUAAAACAUGAUUGUCUUAACUGGUGUCUUAUCUAUAGCUACAGGGGACAGGCUGAUACCACAACACAUGUCUCACUGUAAAACAUGAUUGUCUUAACUGGUGUCUUAUCUAUAGCUACAGGGGACAGGCUGAUACCACAACACAUGUCUCACUGUAAAACAUGAUUGUCUUAACUGGUGUCUUAUCUAUAGCUACAGGGGACAGGCUGAUACCACAACACAUGUCUCACUGUAAAACAUGAUUGUCUUAACUGGUGUCUUAUCUAUAGCUACAGGGGACAGGCUGAUACCACAACACAUGUCUCACUGUAAAACAUGAUUGUCUUAACUGGUGUCUUAUCUAUAGCUACAGGGGACAGGCUGAUACCACAACACAUGUCUCACUGUAAAACAUGAUUGUCUUAACUGGUGUCUUAUCUAUAGCUACAGGGGACAGGCUGAUACCACAACACAUGUCUCACUGUAAAACAUGAUUGUCUUAACUGGUGUCUUAUCUAUAGCUACAGGGGACAGGCUGAUACCACAACACAUGUCUCACUGUAAAACAUGAUUGUCUUAACUGGUGUCUUAUCUAUAGCUACAGGGGACAGGCUGAUACCACAACACAUGUCUCACUGUAAAACAUGAUUGUCUUAACUGGUGUCUUAUCUAUAGCUACAGGGGACAGGCUGAUACCACAACACAUGUCUCACUGUAAAACAUGAUUGUCUUAACUGGUGUCUUAUCUAUAGCUACAGGGGACAGGCUGAUACCACAACACAUGUCUCACUGUAAAACAUGAUUGUCUUAACUGGUGUCUUAUCUAUAGCUACAGGGGACAGGCUGAUACCACAACACAUGUCUCACUGUAAAACAUGAUUGUCUUAACUGGUGUCUUAUCUAUAGCUACAGGGGACAGGCUGAUACCACAACACAUGUCUCACUGUAAAACAAUGUAUUUCUCUUUACAAUGGCACCUGUCCAAAAAUUAUUAGCU